GAUAAGGUUGGUGUAGCCAAUGCAUAUAUCAGUGCCACCACAGCCAUAUCCAAGCCUGUUGACCAUAUAUGUAUAUGUGAAUGUCAAGGCAUGGAAGGGAGAGGGAGCAUUUAGGUACAGUGAAAAUGGCAGCACGACUGGCUCUUUCUUCUCCUCUCACCAACCAAAUUCCAGUCCUGUCAAACCCAAAAUCCCCAUCUCACAAUCUCAGUUCACCAAAGACAAGGCCUUCUCAUUUCAGAGUCCAAGCAAACUCAGGAGGUGGAGAUGAUGGAGAGAUCAAGUCAAAGGGGAAGAGGAAAUUUAUAACUAGAGAAGAAGAACCAGAACAGUAUUGGCAAACAGCAGGAGAAAGAGAAGGAGAGAAUCCCAUGAAGACACCUCUCCCUUACAUUAUCAUAUUUGGCAUGUCAACCCCUUUUGUCAUCUUAGCCAUUGCUUUUGCUAAUGGUUGGGUUAAGGUACCAGCCAGAUGCUUAAUCAUAUGUGUAAUAUUGCAGCACAGAGUACCAACAACUGACUCAAUUUUCCUUCUUUCUUGUUUUAAUUACAAGUUUAUAAAUUUUUGUUUUGGAUGGCUUGUAUCUGAAGCAAUAAAACUUGUUCUGCUUUGGCUGUGCAAUGCUCUACUUUCAUAGCACAGGUUUGAUGAA
This is a messenger RNA of Tripterygium wilfordii, 653 nucleotides long. RefSeq lists its product as uncharacterized. The coding region runs from base 81 to 638 and encodes 185 amino acids. Gene Ontology annotation, cellular component: chloroplast. Lineage: Eukaryota; Viridiplantae; Streptophyta; Magnoliopsida; Celastrales; Celastraceae. The transcript has 3 exons. The record is from RefSeq and is a predicted model, not a curated record.